Molecule: messenger RNA, 3568 nt
Organism: Erigeron canadensis
Lineage: Eukaryota; Viridiplantae; Streptophyta; Magnoliopsida; Asterales; Asteraceae
Product: MDIS1-interacting receptor like kinase 2-like
Exons: 2
Coding region: 1-3381 (1126 amino acids)
Biological process (GO): protein phosphorylation
Molecular function (GO): ATP binding; protein kinase activity; receptor serine/threonine kinase binding
Source: RefSeq, a predicted model, not a curated record
AUGGCAUCAUAUGGCAUCUUGAAUAUGCUCUUAUGUACCGCUGCAUUUCUUUCCUUACUUCCAUUAAAGACCACAUCAACAUCCAUAACACAAGCAGAAGCUCUUGUUAGAUGGAAGACUACCUUAUCUUCAACUUCUUCUUCAAUGAACUCGUGGUCGUCAAACAACAUUCAGAGUCUUUGCAACUGGACUCGUAUCGUCUGCAAUGAAGAAGGUACGGUUUCUGAGAUUAACCUACACAAUUCAUCUCUCACCGGAACACUAGCUGAAUUCAACUUUUCUUCAUUCCCAAAUCUAACCCGUUUUGAUUUAAGCAAAAAUAAUCUUAGUGGUUCGAUUCCAUCCGCCAUUGGCAACCUUCAAAAGGUAUGGCACUUGAAUCUUGGAGGGAAUUUCUUUACUAGUCCAAACUGGUCUGAUUUUUCAAGUAUGCCAACUUUAACUUUCUUUGAUUUGUCAGUAAACCAACUGAAUGGCUCUCUACAUGAAUCUUUUUUCACCAACUUUCGCAAUCUUGAAUACCUUAAUCUCACAAAUAACUUGUUUCAAGGUCAGUUAUCAACGAGCUUUUACAAACUUUCAAACUUGAAAAAUCUUAGUCUAGGACACAACCAAUUUUCCGGGGUACUUUUGCAGGAUUUAAAUUUGAUGCCAAAUCUUGAAGUAAUUGAGUUCAAUAACAAUUUCUUUGAAGGAGAGAUACCUUCCUCUAUUGGUUAUCUCCAAAAUCUUUGGUACCUAGAUCUCACUUCCAAUCGACUCAAUUCUUCGAUUCCUUCUGAGCUUGGAUUGUGUUCCAAUAUCUCCUUCUUAGCACUAGCCGAAAACUCAUUCUCAGGGGUGUUGCCUUUGUCUUUGACCAAUCUGACAAAGCUUUCUAACUUAAACAUAUCUGUAAACAAUCUUUCUGGUGAAAUUUCUUCUGAUCUUAUCACAAACUGGACAAAUCUCGUCAUUCUUAGUCUCUUUCAAAACAAAUUUAGAGGGCCCAUUCCGCCAGAGAUAGGAAACUUGAAAAAUCUUCAGAAGUUGAUUCUUGCAAUCAAUCCUCUUUCUGGUUCAAUACCUUCAACACUUGGAAACUUGGCUAAUCUUCGAACUCUGCAGCUAUUCAGAAACAAUCUUACUGGAACAAUACCACCCGAGCUCGGAAACUUGACGUCACUUGUUAAACUUGAACUAAACUCAAACCAGUUGACUGGAGAGUUUCCUCGUAGUUUCCUAAAACUAUAUAACCUGACUGAUCUUUCGGUGUUUGGCAACAAACUAUCGGGUGGUAUUCCUGCAGAAUUUGGCAAGAACAACCCUUUUUUGAUAAAUGUCCAGUUUGGGAACAACAACUUCUCUGGAGAACUACCUUCAGAUUUGUGCAGUGGUUUUAAGUUCCAGAAGUUUACCGUGACCAACAGCAACUUCAUUGGGUCAUUGCCAGAUUGCAUUAAGAACUGCACCAAGUUAUUUCGAAUUAGAUUGGAUGGAAACCAAUUCUCUGGGGAUAUUUCACAAGUAUUUGGCAUUCACCCAAAUCUCGAAUACAUCAAUCUUAGUGACAAUAAUUUUACAGGUGAAAUUCCUCCUCAGUUUGGAAACUUAAAAAGCUUAACCAAUCUGGAAAUGCAAAGGAACAGAAUUUCCGGGAAAAUUCCAUCUGAAAUAGGAGAUUUGCAACAAUUACGUGUUCUAAGACUACAACAGAACCAACUUAGCAGUGACAUUCCAAAUGACUUGGGUAAACUCAAAAAUUUACUCGAUCUCAAUCUUAGCAGCAAUCAGUUAAGCGGACAAAUCCCUCUAAGGGUAGGUGACCUAACCAGUCUUACUUCACUUGAUCUCUCACAAAACGAGCUGAACGGAAGCAUACCAACAACACUAGGCAAUUGUACUAGACUAUCAAGCUUAAGCUUAAGCAACAAUCGUUUAUCAGGAGUAGUACCACCUGAGCUCCGAUACUUAGCCCAAUUACAGGUUAUGUUAGAUCUAAGCAACAACUCGUUCUCCGGUAGUAUCCCUCAAGAUCUAGCUAACACACUCCAAUAUCUUAACCUCUCACACAAUAACUUUUCGGGCCAAAUUCCUCAAAGCUUAUCUACUUUCAUGAUCAGCUUAGUAACUAUCGAUCUUUCGUACAAUAACUUGUCAGGACCAGUGCCAAAUGAAGGUGUUUUCAACAAAGCACCAGCAACAUCCUUCAGAGGAAACCCAAAUCUAUGUGGAUCAGAAAAGGAAUUAGUCCCUUGUAAAGGUGAUACUGCAACGAACAAGCCCAGGAACCAUAAACUGCUUAUUACUGUUCUUGCUAUGAUCAUCAUUCUUGGUUUGAUAGCAUCCAGCAUUGCCAUAUUCUGUAUAUUCAAACAAAAAAGAUCAAACCCAAACCACAAAGAGAUUACAACUAUAGACUCGCCCAGAAGCUCAGAAUCAGUUGUAUGGAAACGAGAAUGUAAGUUUACUUUUGGGGACAUUGUGAAAGCCACCGAAAACUUCAAUGAUGCCUACUGCAUUGGAAAAGGAGGUUCUGGAUGUGUAUACAAAGCCAAGUUACCCACUGGAGAUAUCGUGGCUGUGAAACGGAUGAAUGAAGUAAAUUAUGGUAGUGAUGUUUCGGCAACAAACGAUCAAAGCUUUGAGAACGAGAUCCGUGCGCUAACUGAAAUCCGGCACCGGAAUAUAAUCAAACUCUAUGGUUACUGUAGAACUAUUGGCAAUAAGUACUUGGUUUAUGAAUAUAUAGAAAAGGGUAGUUUGGGAAAAAUGCUGUAUAAUGCAGAGGCAAAAUCAGUAUUAGAUUGGAUUUCCCGGGUUAGUAUCGUCCAAGGGAUUGCUCAUGCCUUGGCUUACUUGCAUCAUGAUUGCCAUCCCCCGGUUGUGCAUCGAGACGUCUCGUUAAGUAAUAUUUUACUUGAGUCAGAUACGAUUCCCAAGUUGUCGGAUUUUGGGACCUCCAAAUUUUUGAACAUGGACUCGAGUAACUGGACUGAAGUUGUGGGGUCCUAUGGUUAUAUGGCACCAGAACUUGCACUGACAAUGAGGGUAACCAAGAAAAGUGAUGUUUAUAGCUUUGGGGUCAUAACAUUUGAGAUUAUGAUGGGGAGACAUCCAGGAGAGCUAUUACUUUCUCUACAAUCACAAAGCAUGACCUCUGCCUCUUCGGAUGAUCUAGCUCUAUGGUCGAACAAUAUCCUUGACCAGAGACUUUCACCCCCAUCUGACUUAGUCAUCGAACAAGUGGUUCGCGUGCUUAAUAUUGCUCUAGCUUGCACCCAAGUAGCACCAGAGACAAGACCUUCGAUGCGCACGGUUGCUCAAGAACUAUCGACUAGUAGUCGGCGCAAUAUACCCGAGGCUUUGGACCAGGCCAAAUUAUCAAGUCCCACGAAGUGAAUGUAUGAUCAUAAUUUUAUAUCCUUGUAUAAUAGUGUUCUUUAGUUUCAAGUCAUGCUUCUAUUUCAAUAAUUUUAAAAUCCCUUGAAAUUAAUCUCAAGAAUGUUCACUCAUUGGAAAAUAAACUUUGUAUAGACUAAGCUUUGCAAUCACUUUUUAAAGUAGUGAAUAUUUUUUUACAAUGAUA